AUGCCAUGGACUGACUUACCGGUGACGGGUCAUGACGGGUACCGCGUCUCGUAUAAUGGCGGUGAUAUCCAUGAUAACCGUACCUUCACUGAUAUCACAAACGAUACCCCGACCCUAUCGAUUAGUAGUUUAACACCAGGAACGACCUUCACCUUCCACGUGUUCACUCUGUCCAAUGGACUGGAGAGCGAAGAUUACUAUGGAACUCAGACCUCAACAAUUCCAAACAGACCCACUGCCUUAGCGGUAACUAACAGGACGAUAGCCAGUGUGACCUUGACCGUUACUCCUGGUGACGGGGGUCAUGACGGGUACCGCGUCUCGUAUAAUGGCGGUGAUAUCCAUGAUAACCGUACCUUCACUGAUAUCACAAACGAUACCCCGACCCUAUCGAUUAGUAGUUUAACACCAGGAACGACCUUCACCUUCCACGUGUUCACUCUGUCCAAUGGACUGGAGAGCGAAGAUUACUAUGGAACUCAGACCUCAACAAUUCCAAACAGACCCACUGCCUUAGCGGUAACUAACAGGACGAUAGCCAGUGUGACCUUGACCGUUACUCCUGGUGACGGGGGUCAUGACGGGUACCGCGUCUCGUAUAAUGGCGGUGAUAUCCAUGAUAACCGUACCUUCACUGAUAUCACAAACGAUACCCCGACCCUAUCGAUUAGUAGUUUAACACCAGGAACGACCUUCACCUUCCACGUGUUCACUCUGUCCAAUGGACUGGAGAGCGAAGAUUACUAUGGAACUCAGACCUCAACAAUUCCAAACAGACCCACUGCCUUAGCGGUAACUAACAGGACGAUAGCCAGUGUGACCUUGACCGUUACUCCUGGUGACGGGGGUCAUGACGGGUACCGCGUCUCGUAUAAUGGCGGUGAUAUCCAUGAUAACCGUACCUUCACUGAUAUCACAAACGAUACCCCGACCCUAUCGAUUAGUAGUUUAACACCAGGAACGACCUUCACCUUCCACGUGUUCACUCUGUCCAAUGGACUGGAGAGCGAAGAUUACUAUGGAACUCAGACCUCAACAAUUCCAAACAGACCCACUGCCUUAGCGGUAACUAACAGGACGAUAGCCAGUGUGACCUUGACCGUUACUCCUGGUGACGGGGGUCAUGACGGGUACCGCGUCUCGUAUAAUGGCGGUGAUAUCCAUGAUAACCGUACCUUCACUGAUAUCACAAACGAUACCCCGACCCUAUCGAUUAGUAGUUUAACACCAGGAACGACCUUCACCUUCCACGUGUUCACUCUGUCCAAUGGACUGGAGAGCGAAGAUUACUAUGGAACUCAGACCUCAACAAUUCCAAACAGACCCACUGCCUUAGCGGUAACUAACAGGACGAUAGCCAGUGUGACCUUGACCGUUACUCCUGGUGACGGGGGUCAUGACGGGUACCGCGUCUCGUAUAAUGGCGGUGAUAUCCAUGAUAACCGUACCUUCACUGAUAUCACAAACGAUACCCCGACCCUAUCGAUUAGUAGUUUAACACCAGGAACGACCUUCACCUUCCACGUGUUCACUCUGUCCAAUGGACUGGAGAGCGAAGAUUACUAUGGAACUCAGACCUCAACAAUUCCAAACAGACCCACUGCCUUAGCGGUAACUAACAGGACGAUAGCCAGUGUGACCUUGACCGUUACUCCUGGUGACGGGGGUCAUGACGGGUACCGCGUCUCGUAUAAUGGCGGUGAUAUCCAUGAUAACCGUACCUUCACUGAUAUCACAAACGAUACCCCGACCCUAUCGAUUAGUAGUUUAACACCAGGAACGACCUUCACCUUCCACGUGUUCACUCUGUCCAAUGGACUGGAGAGCGAAGAUUACUAUGGAACUCAGACCUCAACAAUUCCAAACAGACCCACUGCCUUAGCGGUAACUAACAGGACGAUAGCCAGUGUGACCUUGACCGUUACUCCUGGUGACGGGGGUCAUGACGGGUACCGCGUCUCGUAUAAUGGCGGUGAUAUCCAUGAUAACCGUACCUUCACUGAUAUCACAAACGAUACCCCGACCCUAUCGAUUAGUAGUUUAACACCAGGAACGACCUUCACCUUCCACGUGUUCACUCUGUCCAAUGGACUGGAGAGCGAAGAUUACUAUGGAACUCAGACCUCAACAAUUCCAAACAGACCCACUGCCUUAGCGGUAACUAACAGGACGAUAGCCAGUGUGACCUUGACCGUUACUCCUGGUGACGGGGGUCAUGACGGGUACCGCGUCUCGUAUAAUGGCGGUGAUAUCCAUGAUAACCGUACCUUCACUGAUAUCACAAACGAUACCCCGACCCUAUCGAUUAGUAGUUUAACACCAGGAACGACCUUCACCUUCCACGUGUUCACUCUGUCCAAUGGACUGGAGAGCGAAGAUUACUAUGGAACUCAGACCUCAACAAUUCCAAACAGACCCACUGCCUUAGCGGUAACUAACAGGACGAUAGCCAGUGUGACCUUGACCGUUACUCCUGGUGACGGGGGUCAUGACGGGUACCGCGUCUCGUAUAAUGGCGGUGAUAUCCAUGAUAACCGUACCUUCACUGAUAUCACAAACGAUACCCCGACCCUAUCGAUUAGUAGUUUAACACCAGGAACGACCUUCACCUUCCACGUGUUCACUCUGUCCAAUGGACUGGAGAGCGAAGAUUACUAUGGAACUCAGACCUCAACAAUUCCAAACAGACCCACUGUCUUAGCGGUAACAGAGAGGAAUACAACAAGUGUGACACUGAGCGUCACUCCUGGUAACAGGGGCCAUGACGGGUACCGUGUCGAGUACGUUGGUGGUGAUAUCCGUGGUAACCGUACCUUCCCAAACAUAACGAAUCCCUCGAUCCUAGUGAUUGGCAAUUUAACAUCAGGAACGACCUUCACCUUCAACGUGUUCACUCGGGCCAACGGGCUGGAGAGCGAAGAUUACUAUGGAACUCAGGCCUCAACAAACCCUACAACACCUGAGGAUGUAAAAGUAACAAACCAGUCGACCACUUCUGUGACCCUGACCGUCACCCCUGGCGACACUGGGUAUGGCGGAUUCCUCGUCCUAUACGGCGGAUAUAACCUGACGUUUACACUGGAUGACAAGGGUAGUACUCAUCACGAUCUGACUGUAAAUACAGGAUUAACACCGGGGACCACCUACACCUUCCAGGUGUUUACACUCUAUAACGACUCGAUCAGUGACAAUUCCACGAACACAACCGGAAGUACAGUUCCAAACAUACCCUCUGCCUUAGCGGUAACUGACAGAACAACGACCAGUGUGACCUUGACCGUUACUCCUGGUAACGGGGGUCAUGACGGGUACCGCGUCACGUACGUAGGUGAUGGUAUCAAUAGAAACCGUACCUUCCCAAACAAAAUAAUUAAUCGCCCGACCCUAGUGAUUGGCAAUCUAACAUCAGGAACGACCUUCACCUUCAACGUGUUCACUCGGGCCGAUGGGCUGGAGAGCGAAAGUUACUAUGGAACUCAGGCCUCAACAAGCGACAAUGCCAACAGCAAAAUGCAUGAAGGAGCUAUAUGGAGGAAAGCCCACAAUGGUAAGAGACAGACUAAUCUGAGUGGAGUAGAAUAGAUUUGUAGGCCAGAG
Pecten maximus is the source of this 3597-nucleotide messenger RNA. RefSeq names its product fibronectin-like. The record is from RefSeq and is a predicted model, not a curated record. Bases 1 to 3582 code for a protein of 1193 amino acids. The transcript is spliced from 14 exons. NCBI's taxonomy places the organism in Eukaryota, Metazoa, Mollusca, Bivalvia, Pectinida, Pectinidae. Gene Ontology annotation, molecular function: protein binding.